Messenger RNA from Penicillium canescens, 303 nucleotides. RefSeq lists its product as uncharacterized. The transcript has a single exon. Lineage: Eukaryota; Fungi; Ascomycota; Eurotiomycetes; Eurotiales; Aspergillaceae. Bases 1 to 303 code for a protein of 100 amino acids. The record is from RefSeq and is a predicted model, not a curated record.
AUGCGUUCGGCGCACCUUUCAGCGCUGGGAGACACCACCCGCCGCAGCGGUGCUACCCCGGGCCCCCCAACUUCAUUGUUGGACCCCGGUGGUCGUUCCGUUGCGGUGCCCGAAGCCCGGGGGCUUAUGUCCCCGGCACUGCUGGAGUCUGUGGAUCAAUGGUCGCUGACCAUACCUGAAACUCAGAUUCCUGGAGGGAGCCGCCCCGCGGAAUCCGCCGUUCGUCGGCGUUGUCCACGGGGUCUGGACCCUUCACCCGAGGGCCGUAUGCCGCAGCCAGCCAGCGCCCGCAAGGGCGUCUAG